GUCCACCAUGGUUGGGACUUUCCCGCUUCUGUCAGUGCAGCCAACACGGGGGCUCGUGGAUGAGAAGAUCCAGGUAGUUGUGAGGAAUUUACCUCCAGCGCUCUCAGUGACGCUACAUUCCCUUCAUCGCUCUGAGGAUAAGGACCUUUGGGAGGCGUUCGGCCAUUACACCAGCGACGGCCAAGGCACGGUGACGGUUGCUAAGGAUGCCAGUCUUGGAGGAACAUAUGAAGGAGCAGAGCCCAUGGGUCUACUGUGGAGCAUGCAGCCUGUUCCAGGCAGUCGGACAGGCCUCAGGUUGAGAAAGAUGGAUGUCCUCACUCCUAUGGUGGUACACAUCUCUGUGUACAGUGGGCACAUGACUGAGGGCUUCAGCAAGCAGUCUCCCCUAGCGACCGUUGUCACAGAACGAUGGUACAUGGCACCGGGUGUGUGCAGAAUUGACAUCAGGGAACAUGGAGUCCGAGGGACCCUCUUUUUACCCCCAGGUCCUGGACCCUUCCCUGGGGUGUUGGAUAUGUGGGGAGGGGGUGGGGGGCUGGUGGAGUACCGCUCCUGCCUCCUGGCGUCACAGGGUUUUGUUUCCAUGGCGCUAGAGUACCUUUCCCAUGACAAGAACAGAACCUCAGACAUCGACUUUAAAACCUACUUUGAGAAAGCGUUCAGGAUUGUGCAGGAGCACCCCCUGGUGAUGAAGGACAGAGUUGCUCUGUUUGGGCUCUCCUUUGGGGUGUCAGUCGCCCUCAACUUGGCAGCCUACUCCAAAGUCAUCAGCCCCAGGUGCUGUGUGUGUAUCAGUGGGAGUCACGUCUACCCAGCCAAGUCCAUCCCCGAUAUGAUUAUGAAGAUUUCUGAGGAUGGGUAUAAGACCCGAUUUGAUGAAGAGGGCUGUGUCGUCUGGAAAGACAUCAUUCUGCCUAUCCCAACCGACCUUGGAGAGAAAGUGGAUAUGGGGAGGAUAAAGUGUCCAUUGAUGUUGGUCGUCGGGGAGGAUGAUCAGAACUGGGCCACAGUGGAGUCUGCCAAGGACAUAGCCCAGAUGAUGCGUCCGGGUAACGAGCACCUACUGACCAUUCUACAAUACCCUGAUGCUGGACACCUCAUUGAGCCGCCCUACACACCCCACUUCAGAGCCAGCAACUUCAUAGUGCCUCAAACACGACAGAAAGUGAUCAUGUUGUGGGGAGGGUACCCCAAGCCGCAUGCCGAUGCUCAGGAAGACUGUUGGGAAAAGAGCCUUAGCUUCCUACGGCAACACCUGUACCCCAGCCCUGACUCUGUCCCUAAGGCCAAGCUGUGAUGUCACACCCGAGGAGCAUCAAGGACCUAGUAUGAUUCACUAAGCUAUAACUUUAUAUAAUAUUUUAUGUUCAUGUAUUUAAUUUGUGACAUGACUGAAUGCUUGAAUGAGAAAGUCAUCAGACCAGUGGACACAGCUGUACAACAUAAAUUGAGGGCUGAUGAGGAGUGUCCACAGUAAUGGGUCGGAGUCUCUCAUUCACUGAACUGCAUGAGUUUCAACCUGCCAAUAGUGUUAACACCUGUGCCUGAAACCUAACUGCCAUAGUACACAGAUGAUUGAUUCUAUUUUUUGAUUCAUUAGGAAAUGUGUUGUCUAUGAUGUUUAUAAUAAAUCAGAGGAGUAUGAA
This is a messenger RNA of Salmo salar (Atlantic salmon), 1649 nucleotides long. RefSeq names its product acyl-coenzyme A thioesterase 5. Gene Ontology annotation, biological process: acyl-CoA metabolic process; fatty acid metabolic process. Gene Ontology annotation, molecular function: fatty acyl-CoA hydrolase activity. NCBI's taxonomy places the organism in Eukaryota, Metazoa, Chordata, Actinopteri, Salmoniformes, Salmonidae. The record is from RefSeq and is a predicted model, not a curated record.